AUGGGGCAAUCACAACAACACAAUUCAAUUGAAGAACUUGAAUCAGAGACUAAUGAUAAUCACUAUAACAAUCGCAAACUAAAUGACCAUCAAAGUAAUGAAUCGCCAAUCAAUCCAACAAACAAUCUUCAAAAUGACGAAACUAUUGAAACGACAAUCAAAGAGCGGCCGACGAAGAAAGAAACGAAACACAUACCUCACAAUCAGAUGACAACGAAGAAACCUUUAAUCAAUUUAAUUAAGGCAAACCUUAGCACAUGUACUAACCCCGCAAUCAAUGAAUUCCCGAGCGAUAUGUUUAGCCAGAGAUCUCGAUCUCGAGGAGCCAUAAUCAUCCACAUCGCUGUCGUCCUCUAUAUGUUCUACUGUUUGGCAAUCGUUUGUGAUCUCUAUUUUUUGCCAUCACUUGAGGAGUGCUGUCAACGCCUUAACUUAUCGGAAGACGUGGCGGGUGCCACAUUCAUGGCCGCCGGUUCCAGUGCUCCCGAAUUGUUUACCGCAAUAUUGGGUGUAUUCAUAGCCAAAGGCGAUGUCGGCACCGGCACUAUAGUUGGAUCAGCCGUUUUCAAUAUACUAUUUGUAAUCGGACUUUGCUCUCUAUAUACUGCGUCCACUGAAUUAAACUGGUGGCCAGUGGCCAGAGACUCGUCUUACUAUACAUUUACUGUUCUCGUCCUAAUUUUGUUCAUAUACGACGGAGAAGUAUCAAGAUAUGAAUCGUUCACAAUGUUAUGUCUUUACGGGGUUUACAUUUUAAUCAUGAACUUUAACGUUGAGCUCAGAGACUACGUUCAGCGGCAAUGGAUUCAAUUGGGUCUCCGACAGAGCGGCGAUGAGUUUGAGAAUUUAAAAGCCAAUUCUGGUGUCGUUCAGUACCACUCCUUUAAAGUUGGAGGAAAUGACACGGGAUAUGGACAGAGGAUGGAUGGCUAUAAUCGGCCCCAAACCACCCUUUAUGAAGCGGCCAAUCUUGUCAUAAUUAAACACAAACGACUGUUUCGACCCAUUUCCAGAUUUCGUGCUGCGGCACACCUUAUCAUAAUUCAGAGACAAAAAGCCAAAUAUCAAAACCAACAGCAUUUACAGCCACAACAGUAUCCACAACAAGAAGAACUCAAUUUUGCCAAAUCUUUUGAUUCGGCGCGAAAGCCAUCGCUUGUAGCCGACCAACACUUCUGGAGACGAAUUCCCGAUCCAAAUGUCGACGGAUGGUAUGGAUGUUGCAAAUGGGGCGCAAGAGCUCCUCUUCACGCCAUCCUAUUCUAUACGAUUCCUGACUGUAAAGUCAAACAAAAUCUAUUUCUGGUGACUUUUUUCAUGAGCAUCACUUGGACCGCAGUUUUCUCUUAUGUAAUGGUUUGGAUGGUCAGUUUAAUUGGCUUUACACUCGGUAUACCGGACAGCAUAAUGGGUAUUACUUUCCUGGCGGCCGGAACUUCGGUUCCCGACGCUUAUUCUAGUCUUCAUGUGGCCAAAAUGGGUCACGCGGAUAUGGCUGUUAGUAACUCGAUUGGCAGCAAUGUAUUUGACAUUCUCAUAGGUCUAGCCCUUCCAUGGUUUGUGGAGACAGCGAUUGUUCACCCUGGCUCGAUCGCUAACAUCAACAGUCGUGGACUUAUUUACGCCAUAAUUCUUCUGUUUCUAUCUCUUCUCAUAACAAUAUACUUCUUUCAUCGCAAUCAUUGGACAUUAAAUCCUCAAUUAGGAUAUGCCUUAUUGAUAACGUUAUGUAAACCCUCCGAUGUGUGGCGAAUAGAGAAUAUUCUUGUUUUGGUGCAGAUUUUGGUGCAUAACCUGUGGUGUUAUAAACCGCAUAGCGUUUUGGUUGAGAAUCUAUUCACUGUAUGAGUUGUGUUAUGUGUAUAAAAGCAAUCGUGAAUUUUGUGGUCAAUUAUACUGUAUUUAUGCGGUUUCAUGUAAUUUAAUCAAUACUCAUAAUAAGUGACAAUCAGUUAAUCGGACGACAUUUGAAAUCAAUUCAAAUGCCGUUUAUAUUCAAUGCUUAGCCUGUUAUACACUAUUCAUGAAUCAUGAUAUAAAUUGAGGAAAAGUUUGCUUUUGUUUAACAUAUACAUAGUGU
Medioppia subpectinata is the source of this 2080-nucleotide messenger RNA. The record is from the annotation of a GenBank genome assembly. NCBI's taxonomy places the organism in Eukaryota, Metazoa, Arthropoda, Arachnida, Sarcoptiformes, Oppiidae.